AAAUGUUACAGAAAAUAUUGGAAAAACCUUUAGAGAAGAAAGCUGGUCGGAAUUAUGGACCACCUGGUAACAAAUCUCUAAUUUACUUUCUUGAUGACAUGAAUAUGCCAGAGGUGGACUGUUAUGGUACUGUUCAACCGCAUACAUUAAUUCGUCAACAUCUUGACUACAAGCAUUGGUAUGACCGUACCAAAUUGACCCUGAAGGAUAUCCAUAAUUGCCAAUAUGUUGCUUGUAUGAAUCCUACUGCUGGAAGCUUCACAAUAAACCCUCGCCUUCAAAGACAUUUUUGUGUCUUUGCUCUAAGUUUCCCUGGAAAUGACGCCCUGAACACAAUAUAUCAUUCUAUAUUAUAUCAACAUCUUACAAAUCCAGAGUAUCGUUUCCUUCCUGGUAUUGUGAAACUUUCAGCAAAUAUAGUUUCAGCUUCCCUUUUGUUUCACAAUAAAGUUACUCACAUAUUUAUGCCAACGGCAAUAAAAUUUCAUUACAUUUUCAAUUUGAGGGAUUUGUCAAAUGUUUUU
Gryllus bimaculatus (two-spotted cricket) is the source of this 524-nucleotide messenger RNA. The record is from the annotation of a GenBank genome assembly. Lineage: Eukaryota; Metazoa; Arthropoda; Insecta; Orthoptera; Gryllidae.